Messenger RNA from Akanthomyces muscarius, 1167 nucleotides. RefSeq lists its product as uncharacterized. Gene Ontology annotation, molecular function: oxidoreductase activity, acting on paired donors, with oxidation of a pair of donors resulting in the reduction of molecular oxygen to two molecules of water. Gene Ontology annotation, biological process: lipid metabolic process. The transcript is spliced from 5 exons. NCBI's taxonomy places the organism in Eukaryota, Fungi, Ascomycota, Sordariomycetes, Hypocreales, Cordycipitaceae. The coding region runs from base 1 to 1167 and encodes 388 amino acids. The record is from RefSeq and is a predicted model, not a curated record.
AUGGCACAAAGAAUUUCCAAGACCGACGCCUCGGUCUCAUCUGCAAGCCCUCCGGUGUAUCCUGAUAUCAACACCCUGCGCCAGGCCAUUCCGAAGCACUGCUUUGAACCAACUGUACUCAAAUCUCUGAGCUACCUGGUCCGUGACGUUGUUCUGAUUGGUGCUCUUGGCUGGGCCGCCGUUCGCUACAUUCCUUCCCUUGAAGAUGCAACUUUGAGAGCCACCGCUUGGAUCCUCUAUGGCUUUGCUCAAGGCCUCGUUUGCACCGGACUCUGGAUUUUAGGCCACGAGGCUGGCCAUGGGGCAUUCUCCAAGCACCCUCUCUUGAACGACGUGGUUGGCUUUUUCACGCACUCUAGUCUUAUGGUGCCAUACUACUCGUGGAAGUUUUCUCAUCACCGCCACCACAAGUUCACGGGCCAUAUGGAGAAGGACAUGGCCUUUGUCCCCAAAACGCGCGAAGACUAUGAGCAGCGAGACAGUCUUUUUAACAUGGAAUACCUCGAAGACACGCCGGUAUUCCAAGCCAUUGCGCUCAUCUUCCAUCAGCUUUUUGGAUGGGUUUUCUAUCUGCUGUUCAACAUCUCAGCUGGAACCGACAGCCAACAGAAGCCAACGUCCAGCUUCUUGGGCCGCAGCCAUUUUGACCCUACCAGCGCCGUCUUUCGUCGCAGCGAGGCCCCUUUCAUUGCUCUGUCAGAUCUUGGACUAGCUCUUAACUUUUUGGCUCUGUACAAGCUGUCCGGCGUUGUUGGUACACAAACAGUAGUGCUCUUGUAUCUGCAACCUUACGUCUGGGUUCACCACUGGCUGAUUGCUAUUACCUAUCUGCAUCACACCCAUGUAGAUGUUCCUCACUUCGAGGCUAAGCAUUGGACUUUUGUCAAGGGUGCGCUGGCCACAGUCGAUCGCGACUUUGGCUUCAUUGGGCGCCAUUUUUUCCACGGCAUCAUUGAACACCACGUGGUUCACCAUUUGUUUCCCCGUAUUCCCUUUUACUAUGCUGAAGAGGCCACCGAAGCGCUGAAGCCUGUCUUGGGAGAUCUGUAUCACCGAGACGAUCGAUCAUUCCUCGGGCAGUUGUGGUCAAAUUUCACUCAGUGCAAAUUCGUCGCCGCUGACGAGUCCGUGCCCGGCGCUCUCAAAUGGGUGCAAAAGUCCGAAUGA